AUGUCCGACAAGGGGCAGAUGGGUUCUAGGAAGUUAUCGACAUCAGGGGAGUCAUUAUACCAUACUUUAGGAGUGCCUAGGGGGGCACCAGAAGAGGACUUAAGAAAGUCUUACAGAAAGUUGGCUUUACGAUUCCAUCCAGAUAAAAAUCCAGACAAUCCUUCAGCAGCCGAUAUUUUCAAGGAAAUCAAUAGAGCUUAUCGAAUUUUAACUGAUCCUAUAAAAAGAAGCAUCUAUGAUAAAUAUGGAAGCUUAGGAUUAUCGAUUGCGGAACAAUUUGGCGAAGAAAAUGUAAACACUUACUUUGUGCUUACAAACAAAUGGUGUAAGGCACUUUUCAUAUUCCUCUUUCUUAUUACUGGAUGCUUCUUCUGUUGUUGUUGCUUUUGUUGCUUCAACUUCUGCUGUGGUCUGUGCAAGCCAAAACCUCCACCGGAUGAAGAUCUUGAAGCUAAAGUUCAACUCAAUGAGGAAGACGUUGAUGACGUGACACCAAUGCAACAGACUGCUCCACCGUAUAAUCCGACCGGAUUUGGCAGUGAUUUCGGUGCUGUACCAACACCGGGCAGUGAAUUCCCCUACCCAACACCUGUCACCGUAGCCCAACAACAACCAGUCAGCGGUCGAGCUUAUUGA
This is a messenger RNA of Trichobilharzia regenti, 636 nucleotides long. NCBI's taxonomy places the organism in Eukaryota, Metazoa, Platyhelminthes, Trematoda, Strigeidida, Schistosomatidae. The record is from the annotation of a GenBank genome assembly.